CAAAAAAUUUAAUCACCUUGCAAAAUAAAGAAAAUUUGAAUAAUUUCACAAUUACGGAGUAUAAAUUCUUUCGUUUUUGACAAUUUAUCGUUUGGCUCGAUCGAAACUGUCUUGGAAUAGUUUCCCAUCUCUAAUUUCGAAGCUUUUAUUUUAAUAACAAUGUCCAAAAUAUUUACGCCCACAAAUCAAAUACGCCUCACAAAUGUCGCCAUUGUGAGGCUAAAAAAAGGAGGCAAGCGUUUCGAGAUCGCCUGCUAUAAAAAUAAAGUCCUUUCCUGGAGGAGCAACAGCGAAAAGGACAUUGAUGAGGUCCUGCAAACCCAUACCGUGUUCACCAAUGUCUCCAAGGGACAGGCGGCCAAAAAGGACGAGUUGCAAAAGGCGUUCAAUAAAACAGAUGAAACUGAGAUCUGCAAGGAGAUCCUGAGCAAAGGAGAACUGCAGGUGUCGGAAAAGGAGCGCCAAAGUUGUCUGGACACCCAGCUAAAUAGUAUAGUUAACUCCGUGGCUGCUUUGUGUGUAAAUCCAGAGACGCGUCGUCCAUAUCCCGCCUCCAUCAUCGAGAAAUCCCUGAAGGAUGCCCACUUCUCCGUCAAGAUGAACAGGAACACCAAGCAGAACACACUGGAGGCCAUCAAGAUUCUCAAGGACCAUAUGCCCAUCGAGAGGUCACGCAUGAAGCUGCGGGUUAGCUUCGCUGGAAAAGAGGGCGGUGGCAAGCUCAAGGAAUCGGUGGUUAAGUUGGCCAACACAGUGGAGCACGAGGAAUGGGACGAGGCCACCUUGCACUUAACCUUGCUCAUAGAUCCUGGCCAAUAUCGCGUCAUCGAUGAGCUGGUGAGGAACGAAACGAAGGGCAAGGGACUGCUGGAGCUGCUCGAACUGAAGGAAGUUGUGGAGAGCGAGGAACUCUUCUAGGAAAUAUAAUCUUUUGUUUUUCUUUGUAAUCUUGUUGAUAUUUAUGUGAAACAUAAAGAUGUUAACACACAA
Molecule: messenger RNA, 990 nt
Organism: Drosophila erecta
Lineage: Eukaryota; Metazoa; Arthropoda; Insecta; Diptera; Drosophilidae
Gene: Sbds
Product: ribosome maturation protein SBDS
Exons: 2
Coding region: 160-918 (252 amino acids)
Biological process (GO): ribosome biogenesis; cytosolic ribosome assembly
Source: RefSeq, a predicted model, not a curated record